Messenger RNA from Leishmania braziliensis MHOM/BR/75/M2904, 1890 nucleotides. RefSeq names its product putative acyl-CoA dehydrogenase. The record is from RefSeq and is a predicted model, not a curated record. NCBI's taxonomy places the organism in Eukaryota, Euglenozoa, Kinetoplastea, Trypanosomatida, Trypanosomatidae. The coding region runs from base 1 to 1890 and encodes 629 amino acids. Gene Ontology annotation, molecular function: flavin adenine dinucleotide binding; oxidoreductase activity, acting on the CH-CH group of donors. The transcript has a single exon.
AUGUUCCGUCGUGUGGGCUCAUCUCCAGCGGCCCGCCGUGCCGCUGCUCUGUCGGUGGCUGCGCGCAGCCUCAUCUACACACCGCGCAUCCGCGACAUGAAGUUUCUGUACGAAGAGGUUUUCAAUAUGUACGACCACUACAAGGAGUUGGGCAACAGUGCUGCUGGUGGAUCUGACAACAUAGUCACAAAAGAGCUGAUGGAUGCGCUACUGGAGGAGAGCUCGAAGCUUGCGACGCAGACUCUCUUUCCGCUGUACGAAUCCAGCGACAGUGAAGGCUGUGUGCUACAGGAUGGCCAUGUGACGACGCCAAAGGGGUUCAAGGCGGCGUACCAGGCGCUCGCAGCGGGUGGCUGGACGAGUGUUAAUGAGCCCGAGAAGUAUGGCGGGCAGGGGUUGCCCUUCUCGGUCGGUUUCACGACGCGUGAAAUUAUGGCGACAGCAAAUUGGGGCUUCAGCAUGUACUCCGGACUCUCUCUGGGCGCCUGCCGCACGCUCAUGUCCUGGGCGAGCGAGGAGCUCAAGGACCAGUACCUGCCAAAGCUUGUGAGUGGCGAGUGGAGUGGGACGAUGUGCCUGACGGAGCCGCAGUGCGGGACAGACCUGUCGCAGGUGAAGACGAAGGCGGAGCCGUCCGGCGACGGCAAGUCGUACAACAUCACCGGCACGAAGAUCUUCAUCUCCGCCGGCGACCACGACCUAACGGAGAACAUCAUUCACAUCGUGCUUGCGCGGCUGCCAAACUCACUGCCGUCGACGAAGGGACUGUCACUGUUCCUCGUUCCACGGCAUGUUGUGAAUCCUAACGGGUCGCUGGAGGCUGCGAAGAACGUGGAGUGCAGUGGGUUAGAGAAGAAAAUGGGGAUCAAGGGCAGCUCGACGUGCCAGCUGAGCUUCGACAAGUCUGUGGGGUACCUGAUCGGCGAGCCGAGCGCCGGGAUGAAGCAGAUGUUCACGUUCAUGAACGCUGCGCGAAUGGGGUGUGCGCUGGAGGGUGUGUGCCACGCGGAGCUUGCGUUCCAGAACGGACUACAGUACGCACGCGAGCGGCGGUCGAUGCGCGCCCUUAGCGGCGCAAAGGAGCCGGAGAAGCCAGCAGACCGGAUCAUUUGCCAUGCGAACGUGCGGCAGAAUUUGCUGUUUGCGAAGGCCGUUGCGGAGGGUGGGCGUGCACUGCUGACCGACGUUGGGCGGCUGCUGGAUAUGCACGCUGCUGCAACGGACGCUGUGAAGGCGGCGGCGCUGGACCACGAGAUCGGCUUCUACACCCCAAUCGCGAAAGCGUGUGUGACGGAGUGGGGCGUGGAGGCUGCGAGUCGGUUGCUGCAGGUGUGGGGCGGGCACGGGUACAUCAAGGGUAACGGGAUGGAGCAGAUACUGCGCGAUUCACGCAUCGGGACCAUCUACGAGGGCACCACCGGCGUGCAGGCGCUGGACUUCAUUGGGCGCAAGGUGCUGAGCACGAAGGGCGGCAACCAGGCGAAGCGGUUUGGGAAGCGUGUGAGCAAGCUUGCCUGGGCGCACCUGUUUUCGACCGGCGCACUGGGGCGGUACGCGCGGCAACUGUGGCUGAUGCAGAAGCACUGGCGGAUUGCGACGACGAGGAUCGGGAUGAUGGCAUUGAAGAACCGCGACGCCGUCGCCGCGUCGUCGGAGGACUUUUUAAUGUACACGGGGUAUAUGGUACUCGGGUACUACUGGCUGCGGAUGGCAGAGGUGGCGCAGCGCAAGGUGGCAGCAGGCCAGGAUGCGGACGGAUUCUACCAGACGAAGCUGGACACGUGUGAGUACGUGUUCACGCGCAUUCUGCCGCGCGUGGAAGCCCACAAGAGGAUCAUGCAAGCGGAGCCAACUCUGUGCGCGUACAAGGAGGAGAACUGGGACAUCUGA